GAGGCACGAAUAAGAAUCGAGACACAGCCGGUUUCAUACACUCAACUCUGAUGGCACCAAAGAAAGAGUCAUUGCGAUUGUCGCAUAAAGCUGCCAUUCUCCGUGAAACUACUAGAGUUCUCAUACGAGGGUAUGUCUCGUCGAUGAUUUAUUUCGGCUUCCCACUAGUGUUGGGAACCGCAAGAUUUUUCUCGAUGGUCACCGACCGAGAGCCCUGUCGUGAAGGUUUGGAGACGGAUGAACGUUUGCCAACUCAACUGGACGUAGCAACCCUACAACGGCUCUUACCUGAAGUUGAUGUGUCACGUUUCGUUGGCAAUAUCAGUGACUUCAUUGAAAGUCCAACAAAAGAAGAAUGCCUGCCGCAACCGUUACCGUGUGAU
Anisakis simplex (herring worm) is the source of this 383-nucleotide messenger RNA. The record is from the annotation of a GenBank genome assembly. Lineage: Eukaryota; Metazoa; Nematoda; Chromadorea; Rhabditida; Anisakidae.